AGUACUUCUAUAAUAAUGUUAAUUGUUAAUAGUCGAUAGUUUAUAUCAUAUUAUCAUCUACGAGUGUCGUUUUUUAUACAAAAUACGUAUACAAUAAAUAAUUUAUAUUUAAAUGCAUAUUCAUAUGCAAUACAUGUUUUUCUCUUAUACCGUAGAAAUACCACCAGUAGACCCCUUCGACGCGACCAAAUCGAAUUAAAUUUUCCUCGACGUCCUCACUUCUCGAAGACUGUUCUUGCGUUAUCAUGUAUUUUUCGUCCGUAUAAUAACACAAUUUUAUUAUUUUAAUCUAUUUUUACUUGUUCUACUUUUGAUUUGCAAACCGGUGCAUUCGUUCCAAACACCAGCACUUCACACGACUUUCGCUAGUCGUGAUUUUCCGAAUUGUUUUUAUCGACUGUUCAUUUUCUCCGAUUGUGGCACACCCGCAAUCCAACCUUACCACAAGAGAUGUCAGAUUGCCGUGCACAGCAGCUCGCAGACUUUGAAUCGCCACCGCACUUUUGGGUGGAAAGAUGUGGCGCGAUGGUUGUAUAUACACCAGACGACCAAUAAGUGUCCGUUUCCGGAUUACUGUUUUCGGUCUGUCACAUUACCGCCGCUGUUGGUGACUGUAACUAUUAUAUUAAACACCAAUUAUGGACAAUGAUAUAUUGGAUGAGAGAUCAAGAGAAUUUUUAGAAACUGCAGAUCAAUAUAUUACUGAACAUGGUCAUCAACAUGUAUCUGAAGAAAAUAGUAAACAACUUGUUAGUGACCAACAUAAUUUGCCCGAUGAAUUCCGUAUCGAUGAGAAUGGAGAAUUGUCCCAUCAUACAGCUGGAUAUUAUGAUACAAAUGAUAUAUUAUCUGGUGAUGGAUCUACAACUCUCACUGAAGAUGACCACCGAUUAGCUAAUGAACUAGCUGCUGAGCUUGCUCAGCAGAACAAAUCUCUUGUUGAUGGUAGCCAUCAUGACACUCAUCUUAUGACCAGCUAUCUGUAUAGCACUGACUUUGACUUAAACACGAAUAGUAAACAUUCAUCACAAACUUCAAGUCAUAUAAAUAAUCAACAAAUUAUUAGUACAGAAAAUUUAAUAGAAGUUGAAACUUCAGAGUCUGAUUACCAUGCAGAAAUACAAAAUAAUUUACCACAUAAAAAACGUUUUCGUAAAAGAGAAUCUGCUCCUGCUCCAUUGAGAAGUAUUCAUCCAAAAUGUUACAAAUGUAAACAAUGUGGUGAACAGUUUAAUUCACAAUCUGCAGUUACUGCACAUAAACCAGUACAUGCUCCUAAAAAAGUUCCUGGUCGAAUGCCAUUCUUAUGUGAGAUCUGUGAUAAACAUUUUACACAUCAAAUAAAAUUUUUUGAACACCUAAAAUGUCAUUAUGAGCCACAACAAAGUAAAGUAAUUGUAGUUACUACAGACUCUGGUACUUCACCACAUCAUGUAAAUUAUCAAAAUCAUAAUGUUCAAGAAUCAACAGAUAAUAAUGAAAAUCAAUAUAUCGAAGAAACCAUUGAAAACCAACCAGAACUACAUGAUCUUCCUCCACUUCAGAAUUAUAGAUUAACAGAAGAAGAGAGCAUGGAAGAUGAUAAACAUUGCAUAUUUUCAUCUGAUGGGUCUAUAUUAGCUGCACAACUCCAGCAACCAUUUCCUUCAUGUCAUCUAUGUGGUAGAAAUUUUCGACGUUUAAAAGCAUUAGAAAUUCAUAUGGCUUCUGUGCAUCCACAGCCAGCUACUGUUGUAACUGUUAAACAGGACUGUUUGGAAGAAUUUUCUGAUCCAGAAGAUUUAAUGGAAGGUAUUCGUCAUAUGGUACCUGGUGUAGCUGAUACUGAAUCAGAAACUGAUGAAAAACAACCAAUACAAGAUCAAAUUUGGGAAUACAAUGGUGAAAGUAUUACAAAUCAUGAAGAUACUAUGAUUAAACCAAAAGAAGAAAAUAAUUGUUUGAUGAAUGGAAAUGGUGAUAAUGGUGAAAACAGUCGAGCAGAACAUACUUGGGAAGAUGAUACCGAUGAACUGGAACAAAUAAUGAAAAAAAAUAUUUCAAAAAAUCUUGUAUGCACUCAAUGUAAAAGAAAGUUCAAUCAUCGUAAUUCUCUACUAUAUCAUUUAAGAUCACAUUCUGGUAAACGACCACAUAGCUGUAAACUAUGCCCUAAGAGUUUCUUCUCCAGCAGUGCUCUUAAGGUACAUAAUCGGCUGCACACCGGAGAUAAGCCAUUUGAAUGUGAAUGGUGUGGACGAAAUUUUCGACAGUGGGGUGACCUUAAGUAUCAUAUUGCUUCAUUGCACUCUGAAUCUAAACAAUUUCAAUGUGAAUUUUGUGGUAAAGACUUUGCUCGUAAAUACUCAUUAAUUGUCCAUCGUCGAAUACAUACUGGGGAAAAGAAUUAUGUUUGUGAAUUUUGUAAAAAAACUUUUCGAGCAUCAUCAUAUUUACAAAAUCAUCGUCGUAUUCACACAGGUGAAAAACCAUAUAAAUGUGAUACUUGUGGUAAAGCAUUCAGAGUACGUUCAGAUAUGCGUCGACAUACUGUUGUACAUAGAAAAGAUGUUGUAAACUCUGUUCAAAUUAAUAGUUAUGCAGGUCAAGUGAGUGGGAUUGUUACAUCUUCAGACAUGAGUAUUCAUCUAACUAAAUUGGAAGUGAAUAAAGAUAAAAUUACAACAGAAUCUGAUGGAGAUAUUAAAUUCCAUGAAAAUUUCCCUCAUGAUUCAAAUCAAAUAUUAACCGCAGAUGAAGUUAGUACACCUCUUAAUCUCAAUUUACGAGCUCAAGAUAAUGGUGACAAUGAUGAAUCUACUAAUUUUGAACAGUUUAAUGGGCGUCAAGAAAUAAUUGAUCGAGAAACAAAUACUUUAUAUGUUUGGAUUCCAUCUAAUACUGAGCAAUUAUUACAAAGUGAAUGAUUUUUAUGAACUUUGACUGUGCAUAACUUGGUCAACUUCUUGAAUCCAAAAAUGUGUAACUUGUAAUAUUUCUCUGAAUUUUCGUAUAAAUGACUUCUGGAUGAAGUUAUCAAAAAUUCAAAAAAAAACAUACUCUGCAAUAAAAAACUGAGAUGUUUUUGGCUGUUACUAAGUGUGAUAUUAUAAAAUUAUUUUGAUACUUCAUUUGAAUUACAAAAUUGCGUUUUGUUAUUUUCUAUUCGAACAUUAAUAUCAAUUAAGAAAACGUUAACAAGGUAAAUUAUUCAAACUGAUUGAACUAUCUGACCCGUACACCAUUAUAGAAGAAUAAACAUUUGGGUCAAAAAAAUGUUAAAAAUGUAUUAUGUGUAAUAUAAUUAACACAAUUUGUUGAAUA
This is a messenger RNA of Rhopalosiphum maidis (corn leaf aphid), 3303 nucleotides long. RefSeq names its product zinc finger protein 431-like. The transcript is spliced from 9 exons. Bases 639 to 2906 code for a protein of 755 amino acids. Lineage: Eukaryota; Metazoa; Arthropoda; Insecta; Hemiptera; Aphididae. The record is from RefSeq and is a predicted model, not a curated record.